Messenger RNA from Malaya genurostris, 7560 nucleotides. It is a transcript of the gene mbc, whose product is annotated as dedicator of cytokinesis protein 1. Lineage: Eukaryota; Metazoa; Arthropoda; Insecta; Diptera; Culicidae. Gene Ontology annotation, biological process: small GTPase-mediated signal transduction; cell migration. The record is from RefSeq and is a predicted model, not a curated record. The transcript has 13 exons. Gene Ontology annotation, molecular function: guanyl-nucleotide exchange factor activity; small GTPase binding. Bases 425 to 6685 code for a protein of 2086 amino acids. Gene Ontology annotation, cellular component: cytoplasm; plasma membrane.
ACAUUCGAUGUGUUGCUGUGGUAGCGUUCGGGCGUGUUUUUGCUGUCGGGUUCAACGUUAAUAUUUUUUCUUGUGUUUUGCUGUGUUCUACCUACCCGCGCGUACCGCACCAUCCUCACCUAUCAAUUCUCACUAAAGGCCGGGGCUCUGCUGCUGACACCCCCACCCGUGUUUACGUGAUGCGGUCGGUCGGAGUGUGUGUGAGUGUGUACUGCAUAAAGCACGGCUGUAGAGAAGUAGCGAAAAUGUGAAUAAGUAGAAGAAAAUACACGCAAAGGGAAGCGAAAAAAAACCUUUCAAUAAAUUUAGAUUUUUUGCUCGCAUCGUUGCUUGGGUGCGUCUCAUGGAUAGGCUGAUGAUAAGAUUCAGUGAAUCGUUUGAAGUGUUUUGGCAUUGAAAAAAAAGUGUGUUAAAAUCAGCCAAAAUGACGGUGUGGAAGAGUGUUGGCGAAAUGAAGUUACUUGCAAUCGCAAAAGCCAACUACUAUGAGUCCGACAAAGAGCACAGACUGGAACUGGACGUGGGCGACACGGUGGUCAUUCUACAGGAAGCGGCCAGUUGGUACUACGGAUACAACAAAAGUCGACCCCACAUCCGCGGGAUCUUCCCCAAGUGCUACGUUCACACCGUCGACAGCCGCUCGGUUCGCACGGGAAGUGGAAUCGGGGAACAGUUGACGAUCGUACGCAGCGAGAUCGUCGAAGAGAUCACAACCGUUCUGCGGGAGUGGCAGCACCUGUACCGGCAGUUCUACCUUCAAACACAUCCCGAUUUUAAGGCGAUUCGGUUAAAAAUGCUGGAACUGAUCCGGCUGAGAUCGCAACUGCUGUCCGGGAACCUGCCGGUUGAUGAGAUGAAGGACAUCAAGCUGAAGGCUACCUCGGAGAUCGACACCGGUAACAAAAUUCUCCGGCUGGACAUGGUGGUCCGGGACGAAAGCGGCAAUAUACUGAACAUUGAGCAAACCUCGACGACGCAGCUGUACGAACAUCAUCUGAACGCGGUCGAUCGAAUAAAGCGGGCAAGUACUUCAACCAACAAAAAUCGCAUCGUAGAAUCGAUGAAUCGUCACUCGCACAACCUGCUGCUCUCCGUGCACAAUUUCGUGUGUCGGCUGUGCGAGGAUACGGAGAUUCUGUUUACGCUGUACGAUGGGGACGACAUGAGGGCAAUAACCGAGAACUACGUGGUCAAGUGGAGUCGCCAGGGUGUGGCGGCCGAUUUGGACCAGUUCAACAACAUCAAGGUGCUGUUUACCGAUCUCAGCGGAAACGAUCUGAGCCGGAAUCGGAUAUUUUUGGUGGCGUACGUGGUUCGGAUUGGUGCCAUGGAUGGAAAGGAUACGGACUCGCGGCGUAGCAGUAUGGCCAACUCGGUUGGCAGCUCCAGUGCCGGGCGCAGUAAGGGACAGCUUACCAGUCAGGUAAGUGCUCCGGCUAGCCCAGGAAUUGGUUCAAUGGCAGGUGUCAACGCAGCCACGCACGAUCAACAAAUGCGGAGACCGUUUGGAGUCGCUACGCUGGACUUGAAACCGAUCAUAAAACGUUCGGAAGAUUUCAAAAGUGAUACCCAACUGAAGAUGCCAUUCAUUGCGUGCGAGAAGGAAUCGUUGGACAGCACGUUGCGAAAACUGAUCACGAACAAGGAUUUGGGUGAUAAAAGCGAUUCCGCUAUUUGGAUCAGUGUGGAUAUUUUGCACGGUGAUAUCAAACAAGUCAAAGAAGAGUACCCACAUCUGGUGCUGGGGAACGUGGCAUUUGCUCGGAAGAUGGGAUUUCCGGAAGUUAUUUUCCCCGGGGACGUACGGAACGAUCUCUAUCUCACACUAGUCGCCGGAGAGUUCUCCAAGGGAUCGAAGAGCAGUGAUAAAAACAUCGAAGUUACGGCAGUGGUUUGCAACCGGGAAGGUGUGGCCAUCCCCGGCGUGAUCAGUUACGGUGGCGGCGGUUAUGCCCUCAACGAGUACAAAUCGGUGAUCUACUAUCACGAUGAUAAGCCCAAGUGGAACGAGACGUACAAAAUCGAUGUGCCAAUCGAGGAGUUCAAGCAGUGCCAUCUGCGGUUCACCUUCAAGCACCGCAGCUCCAACGAGGCAAAGGAUCGGACGGAAAAACCGUUCGGUUUGUCCUAUGUGAAGCUGAUGAAUGACGAUGGAACCACGUUGCAACACAAGCGGCAUCAGCUGCUGGUGUACAAAAUCGACCAUAAAAAGUUCGAUCAGGAAACGCAAUACAACUAUCUGCAGCUUCCGACGUUGUCGGAAGAACUGGCCAACAUCAGUGGUGGGAAACCUUCGGUUAGUGGGUUUAGUUUGGCAUCGAAAGAUAGCUUCACAAUCGAAACGAAUCUGUGCAGCACCAAGCUGACACAAAAUGUCGACAUUCUGGGCUUGCUGAAUUGGUCCUCGCGGAAAGAGAAAAUGGAGGAAUCGCUGAAUGCUUUGAUGAAUGUGAAAGGCGAGGAAGUGGUGAAGUUUCUGCAGGACAUCUUGGAUGCGCUGUUCAACAUUCUGGUGCUUAACGAGGAUCCCCCGAAGUACGACAAUUUGGUGUUCAAGUGUUUGCUACGGUUGAUCGAAAUUGUGUACGAUCUCAAGUACCAACACUUUCAAUCGGUGCUGGAUCUUUACAUCAACGAGAGCUUUUCCGCGACUUUGGCCUAUGAAAAACUUAUAAACGUAGUUCAAACGCACAUAAAAAAUGCGAUCAACAACGUGAGCAGUGAGCGAUCGAGCUCACUAAGCAUCUACGCUGUAAACGACAACGACGAAACGCUCUUCCGGACUACGAAGUACCUUCAGUACAUCAUGAAAUUUAUCAUUCGAUCGAGAAUCUUAUUCUCGGAUCUCAACCAGGGCAAGGAUCGAGAAUUGUUCGAAUCGAUGCUGGAGGAUUUGCUGGAGUCAUUCACCGAACUGAUCAAGUAUCAGAACGACUUGCUGAAGUCGCAGGGUGCUCUGCUAAAGUAUCUGCACAUCAUCGCUUCCGAUUUGAUGCAGGUAUACGAUCCGAUCAAGCUGAGCAAGCGCAUCGUGGAUAUCAUUUCGAACGUUCCCACCGGUCGGCUGAAUCAAUCGAAAAUGACGUGCAUCAAAGAUGUGGUGGAUUCCAAACUAUUCAAGUUGCCCCAGUGUAGAGCCAUCCUGCUGCCAAUGUUCUGCAGGCAGAUCAAGGACAAGCUGGAAAGCAAGGAAGAGGGUGACUUCAUGUUCGACAUCCGGCAGCAGGAGAAGAACCUGAUCAAGGCGGCCAAGGUGCUGGGAGAGAGCAAGUCACAGCUGCACACACGCGAAACCACCGCCAAGACGAAGGUAGCCGAGUGUGUGAAUAUCAUGAACAAUAUGUUGGAAUUGUUGUUCCACAACGAAGAGGAUAUCGGUUCCACCGAGGACGAUGUUCGCGAGAUCAUGCAGAUCCUGCUACGUACGGUCAUUCAGAGCUCGAUCGCAAUGGAUCGCGAUAAUCCACUGGUGGGAAAUUUGGUCGCCAUCAUGCUCGGUAUCUUCCGCAGUAUGAGGGAGAACCACUACCAAACGUACGUGCGAAGUUUCCUCACCAGUUACGAUCUGCUCGACUUUCUGAUGGAGAUUCUGUUGGUGUUCAAGGAGUUGGUGUCGAAACCGGUCUUUCCGGUGGACUGGCUGGAUAUGAUCAUGCACCAGAAUACUGUGAUACUGGAGAGCUUACGGCAUUUUGCCGGAGUGAUUAUGGAGUGGUUCUUUUCGCCGUUCGAGAAGCAAGUCUGGUCGAAUUAUUUCCAGUGCUCGAUCACAUUCCUGACGCAGCCGGCACUGCAGUUGAAUCUGUUCAGCAAAACAAAGCAGUCGUUGAUUCUGAGCAACUAUCGGGACAUUCGUCGGGAGACGGCAUUCGAGAUCAGAAAAAUGUGGUUCAAUUUGGGGGAGCACAAGAUCAUGUUUGUGCCGCAGUUGGUGGGUCCAAUCCUGGAGAUGAGCAUGAUUCCGGAGUUGGAGUUGAGGAAGGCUUCCAUUCCGAUCUUUUUCGAUAUGAUGCAGUGCGAGUACUACAGCUCGCGGUACGUGAUGGAGAGCUACGGAGAUACGAAGAGGAAUGCCAGUCACAUUAAGGGUAAUUUCAACGAUUUCGAAAAGGAGAUCAUCGAAAAACUUGAUCACUACAUCGAGGGUGGUUACGGGGAUGCUGAGUACAAGGAUCUAUUCUACAAAAUGAUGCACGAAUCUUGCAGUAAUCACAACACCCUUCAAACUCCUGGACUACAGUGCGUUAACGUGUUGACUCGAUUGAUGGAGAAACUGCUGGAGUAUCGGUGUCUAAUCCAUGAUGAAAGCAAAGAAAAUCGCAUGGCUUGUACGGUUAGCUUACUGCAGUUCUAUUCCGAAGUAAAUCGUAAGGAAAUGUACAUCCGGUACGUGAACAAACUGUGCGAUCUGCACAUGGAAUUCGAUAACUUUACGGAAGCUGCCUACACCCUCAAACUUCACAGCAAUGAACUGUACUGGAAUGACUCUCCUCUGUCUGCUCUGUUGAAAUCCAGUCGCUAUCUGGCCUGCUGCACUCAUUGGACACUCAAGGAAAAGUUGUACCGAGACAUUAUAGAUCUGUUCGAUCGUGGAAAAAUGUGGGAGUCAGCAAUCGACAUGUGCAAGGAGCUAGCGCUGCAGUAUGAAAACGAAAUCUACGACUAUCUGAGUUUGGCCGAACUGUACAAAAAGAUGUCCCAGUUCUACGAGAAGAUUCUCCGGGAGAAACGCUACGAAUCCAAUUACUACCGGGUAGCCUUCUACGGCUAUGGAUUUCCGCAGUUUUUGCGCAACCAAGAGUUCGUAUAUCGUGGCAACGAGUACGAGGACGCCGGAUCCUUCAACACCCGUAUCCUAAGUCAGCAUCCAAGGGCGGAGCUGGUCCCGACCCUGAAUCCGGGUCAGGAAAUUCGACAAAGCGAAGGUCAGUUUAUCCAGAUCGUGAAGGUUGACCCGGUAAGUCGUGAUCUUCGGCUUGGCAGGGACAAGAAAAACAUUGCGUCUAACAUCGUGAAGUUCUACCAGUCGAACAACGUGAGCGAGUUUCAGUUUUCCCGACCGAUCCGAGAUUCGUGCGGAGGAGGCGAUGACAUCGCCAACACUUCGUACGAACGUACAGUAUUGCGCACGACUGAUGCCCUGCCCGGCAUUCUACGCUGGUUCCCAGUGAAGUCCGCCGAAACGGUGAUGAUCUCCCCAAUUGAGAUGGCGAUCGAAUCGGUGGAGGCAAAGAACCGCAGUAUUCGCGAGCUGGUGUUGGAGCAUCAGGCCGAUCCGAACAUUCCGAUCCACUCACUGAGUGCGAUCAUUCACGGUGUGGUCGAUGCGGCCGUCAACGGCGGUAUUCCGAUCUACGAAGAUGCGUUCCUAACACCGGAAUAUCUGAUCCGGUAUCCGGAGAACGAUCAGCUUGUGGCACAGCUGAAGGAUUUGAUUGCUGGACAAAUUCCACUGCUGGAGGUGGCCAUCCUGGUGCACAAAAUGAAAACACCGGCCAGUUUGCUGCCGUUCCACGAUCGGCUGGAGAAAUGCUUUGCCAGUAUUCAGUCCAGCGUGGAAGAGAAAUACGGUAAGCGUACGACCGACAUCAAGAUCGAUCGCGACAGUGAGGUAACGCUGCGAAGGCAGAUCUCGGCACUGCCUCAGGUGAGCAUCGAUUCCAGUCGGCUGUCGGAAACGAGUAUUGGAUCAUCAGAUAGUGGAAUUUCCAAGAGCCAAAACAGUCGACCAACAACCACCAGCUCCGGAGGAUUCAAAUCCACCUUCACCAACUUCGCUACAAACUUCAAUACUGCCAACUUAACCAGUGACUUUUUCGAGUUCGAUCGGUUGAGUCUGUCCAGUGUCAAGCUGGGUUCCAACUCCGGCAAGCUGAUCACCAACAUUUCCAACAAGUUUGGCAGCAAAAUUCGACAAACAUCCCUUGGAAGUUCACCGGCAUCGAAGAGUAAGAAGGACAAAACGUUGACCAAACGACGAUCCAGUCGAAAGAUGGAUCGUGACUCACUGACGCUUCCGGUGUCGAACAGUUUGUUCUACACUUCACCAAUCACGGUUGCGAGUGAAAUCGGUAGCAGCUGUAGCGAUCGUGACAGCGCCAUUCUACAGAGUGGACCCUCCAGCAUCAGUACACCGGCCUGUUCAACUCCGACCGGUAGUCUGAGCGGCUUCGGCUCGUUACCAGUGGUGGAGCUAACCGAGGAGCUCCACCCAAAACGGCCCCUGCGUUCGGAGGUUGAAAAGGAGAAACGUUUGUCGCGGCCACCGAGUGUCGUGACGCCUACGCUCAGUGUGAAAACGCUUACCAGUGUCGGCGCGGAUUCCAAUUCCAUCGGAUCAGCCGAUAGUAGCAGCAAUCGUAAUUCAAUCAUUACCAACGGUUCCACCACUUCGGAGGAAGAUCUGGUCCCACCGCCAUUGCCACUGAAAACACGUGACAGUGAUUACGGCAACCUGCCGCUGAAUGAUAGCGCACUGCACCGACGGUUGGUGGCGGGUGGAUCGAGUCAUUAUGUCAGCUGUAAACCGUUACCACCGGUUCCGGCCAGCACCGCCGUCGUAAUCAACUCGUCAUACGAUGUGGUCGAAACCAGAAACAAUCAUGUGAUUGUUAUCGGUGCGUACGACGACCGGAAGCGACCUCCGACACCCCCACCGAAACCGGCGAGAAAUUCCAAGGUAUGAAUGAACACGCGGAAACAUGAGAAUCAAAUCAAAAGUUUGUUUAGUACAAAAGAUGUUAGAUACGGGAAUGCGAAUGUCUGGCCAAUGGAAGGAGAAACCAUUUUCUAGAUAGUGUAAUUUGUGAGUGAGCUUUUUCGAGUGCCUCAGGCAAAACGUCGAUCCCGUCGAUUUACAAAUUUUUCCAACUUUUGCGUUCCACAUUAGGCCGUCGUAGAUUUCGCCGAACAAAGACAGAGAAAGAAGUAUUGCAAUUUACUUGAAAAAUCAAAAUCGCAGAGCCAUUUAUUUUUUAAGGUUUUAGACCGUCAUUCGGGGCAAAGCCGUUGUUUUUUUCCUUGUUUAUACGUAUUCGUUGGAAGUUGGUGGUACCAUCAACUUCUGCUCUAGUUAAGCAUAUCUCUAGAUUUCGAUCAAAAUUUUAACAAGAGAUUUCGAUUUCUCUACCAAUUGACUUGAAACCAAAGACGAUAGGACGGAACCGUUUUUUUCACAGCCCUCUUCCAUUAUUAGGUAAACUAGGUUAGGAGAAGAGAAAAAAGAAGUAUAUAUAUAGUAGGCUAGCGUCAGAGUAAAAGGGAAUGGUUAAUUUGAGGUUAAUUUCGGAACAUUAUUUAUAGAGCAAAUCAUUCGCCUAGAGUAGAUUUUGUUUCGCAUCCGAAUCAGAAUCGCGUUUUCUAUUACAAAUACCUUAUUAGCAAGUUAGUGUGUAACUUAUUGCUUACCAUCGACGGUGGUAACUCUCCAUCGUAUUCGUAUAAUGUCUUAAGUUUCUAUUUCAGACAAUAGAUGAUAAGACAAAUUUAGCACAAAUAUAAACUUGCGGUCAGCAAAUAAAUGGCGUGUUUAGUAGACGGCACACGAACAGUAGACUCAAA